Molecule: messenger RNA, 603 nt
Organism: Hansenula anomala
Lineage: Eukaryota; Fungi; Ascomycota; Saccharomycetes; Phaffomycetales; Wickerhamomycetaceae
Exons: 1
Coding region: 1-603 (200 amino acids)
Source: RefSeq, a predicted model, not a curated record
AUGACAAUAAAUCGUCGUCAAGAACUGCUAGCUUUUUAUCAAGAUGUUGAUCAAAAUUCUAUUGAUUCACUAAGAAAUCAAUGCUAUCAGCUUGGUUUAUCAACUGUUGGAGGAAGAAUUGAGCUUACCAAGCGCCUAAUUAAUUACAAUUUAGGCGCUGAUAUGUUAAGAGAUGAUAAAAUUAUCAACCGUGAAAGCUUGAAAAGUGAUUUUGUGACUAGAGAAGAGUUUGAAUCGUUGCAAAAAUCUGUUCAUGAUCAAGCUAGAACUAUCGAAACAAUAUUGGAUACUUAUUACAAGGUGUGCUCAUCGAACAGAGACAAUUUAUCCUCAGCAAGUACAGCAAACAGAAGCUCUGUUACUAAGUCAUAUGAAGAAAACGGAGAAAGUGUAACCAAAGAAUUAUUAGUGUCACUUUUAAUCAUAGGGGGAUGCUUUGUACUUUGCCUGUGUCUUUUCCUCUUUUUGAGUGUUUGCCUGGUUGAAAUCUCUUGCAUAAUGGGUCCACCACUGAUGAAGUGCUUACACGAGUGGUUGAAACGGUAUGCUGAGUGGUUACUCAAUGUAGUAUUUGGAUCAAGUUUUGUGAUACCAAGAGCUUAG